Molecule: messenger RNA, 5063 nt
Organism: Budorcas taxicolor (takin)
Lineage: Eukaryota; Metazoa; Chordata; Mammalia; Artiodactyla; Bovidae
Gene: EHD4
Product: EH domain containing 4
Exons: 6
Coding region: 58-1680 (540 amino acids)
Biological process (GO): clathrin-dependent synaptic vesicle endocytosis; endosomal transport
Cellular component (GO): clathrin-coated pit; plasma membrane; cytoplasm
Molecular function (GO): GTP binding; protein binding; molecular adaptor activity
Source: RefSeq, a predicted model, not a curated record
CCGGGACCGGCACUGAGAGGGCGAGCGCGGGGCACAGACGAACGGGCCGGCGGCAAGAUGUUCAGCUGGUUAGGGCGGCAGGCGGGCGGGCGCGGAGGUACGGGCGCGGACCCGGUGCAGACCGUGACGGGUGGCCUGCGCUCACUCUACCAGCGCAAGGUGCUGCCGCUGGAGGAGGCGUAUCGCUUCCACGAGUUCCACUCGCCGGCGCUGGAGGACGCCGACUUUGAGAACAAGCCCAUGAUCCUGCUGGUGGGCCAGUACAGCACCGGCAAGACCACCUUCAUCAGAUACUUACUGGAGCAAGACUUCCCAGGCAUGAGGAUCGGGCCAGAGCCCACCACCGACUCCUUCAUCGCUGUGAUGUAUGGGGAAACCGAGGGGAACACCCCAGGGAAUGCUUUAGUCGUGGACCCCAAAAAGCCCUUUCGAAAGCUUAGUCGCUUUGGAAAUGCUUUCCUCAAUCGAUUUAUGUGCUCCCAGCUGCCCAAUGAGGUCCUGAAGAGCAUCAGCAUAAUCGACAGCCCUGGCAUCCUGUCUGGAGAGAAACAGCGCAUUAGCCGAGGGUAUGACUUCUGCCAGGUCCUUCAGUGGUUCGCUGAGCGGGUGGACAGGAUUAUCCUGCUCUUCGAUGCACACAAACUGGACAUCUCAGACGAGUUCUCAGAGGCCAUCAAGGCUUUCCGGGGCCAGGACGACAAGAUCCGUGUCGUGCUGAACAAGGCCGACCAAGUGGACACACAACAGCUGAUGCGAGUCUAUGGAGCCCUCAUGUGGUCCCUGGGCAAGGUCAUCAACACGCCUGAGGUGCUACGCGUCUACAUCGGCUCCUUCUGGACGCAGCCCCUGCAGAAUACUGACAACCGACGGCUCUUCGAGGCCGAGGCCCAGGACCUGUUCAGAGACAUCCAGAGCCUUCCCCAGAAGGCGGCAGUGCGCAAACUCAACGACCUCAUCAAGCGAGCGCGGCUGGCCAAGGUACAUGCCUACAUCAUCAGCUUCCUGAAGAAGGAGAUGCCAAGUAUGUUUGGGAAAGAGAACAAGAAGAGAGAACUUAUCAGCAGGUUGCCAGAAAUCUACAUUCAGCUGCAGCGAGAAUACCACAUCUCUGCAGGGGACUUCCCCAAGGUCAAGGCCAUGCAGGAAAAGCUUGAGAACUACGACUUCACCAAGUUCCACUCGCUGAAGCCCAAGCUGAUUGAGGCCGUGGACAACAUGCUGACCAACAAGAUCUCGUCACUGAUGAACCUCAUUAGCCAGGAGGAGAUGAGCAUGCCCCCACCGCUCGUGCAGGGUGGCGCCUUCGACGGCACGGCCGAGAGCCCCUUCAACCAGGGCUACGGGGAGGGCGCCAAGGAGGGUGCCGAUGAGGAGGAGUGGGUCGUGGCCAAAGACAAGCCCGUCUACGACGAGCUCUUCUACACCCUGUCACCCAUCAACGGAAAGAUAUCAGGCAUCAACGCCAAGAAGGAGAUGGUGACCUCCAAGCUGCCCAACAGCGUCCUAGGCAAGAUCUGGAAGCUGGCUGACUGUGACGGCGAUGGCAUGCUGGACGAGGAGGAGUUCGCGCUGGCCAAGCACCUCAUAAAGAUCAAGCUCAGCGGCUACGAGCUGCCCAGCAGCCUGCCCCCCCAUCUCGUGCCGCCCUCCCACAGGAAGUCCUUGUCCAAGGCCGACUAAGGGGCAGACGACUCACAGGGAAGGCAGUGUGGGGCGGGAAUCAGGGCAGCCUGGGCCUGAGGCCCACCCUGUCACCAGCUCACUGAGUGACCCUGGGUGAUUCACUGCCUGCCCUGUGCCUCAGUUUCCCCAUCUGUAGACUGGGAAGGGCAGACAUUGGACCCUAGAUCAGGUCCUUUUACCUUAAAAUUCCCUGAGUUUCUAUUAAAAUACUGGGGAGAGGGGAUGGAUAUGAAGUUUGAAGGGUUGAGAACAAAGGGAGAUUCCAGGAAGGCUUCCAGGAAGUCCUUGGAAGCCUGGAGAAACUCGGAUAUGGAAUCCCAGGAACCACAGGGAGUGAGCCGGAGCACUGCUAAGCUCCACUGGACUGUUCGUUGUUAUGAGCCCAGCUCUCCCUCAGAGAACAAUGGGAGGCAGCAAAGACCAGCUUAUUUAUUUUGUUCCCUGCUUUAUUUAGAGUGGGGAAAAAAAAAAAAAAAAACAAUAGCAGAGGUUUCUGUUCUCUCCAAACUAUCUACCAAAGAGAAGAGGGCUGCUCCGGCUUUGAGGGGAGGACACACCUUGUCUGCAUGUCCCGUCCCUCUGCUGGCCCACGGCGCAGGCAGCCAGGCCACAGGGAGUGUCCCCCACAGCAUCCACUGGCCAGCCUUCCCAGGGCUUCCCCAAACCCAGAGCCUUCCCAGCAAAGUUGUAUUUGGUUAGGAAUUUGGAACUCACAACCUUUACUAACCCCUGGCGAGAUUUCUAGUAUUCUAGUCACGUUGAAAUCUGAAGAUGAGCUUUACUUGUCUGUCCAAUAGUUUGUAGCAAAGAUUAUCAUUUAAACUAGAGGAAGAAAAGAGGUGGCUUUCCCCAGUCCUCAGUUAGCGUGGUCCCAUGUCUCCAAGGCUCCUUGGUUGAUGGCAGGAUUUAAAUUCAGCAAAAACAUGGCUUGGUGCAUGCACUGUCCUGGCCCUGUGGACACAAAGGGAAUGAGGGGCCUGCCCACCCUCACUGGCUAUCAGGUGGAAGAAGUCGGUCUACUGGUGUUAGAAACUAUUUUUAUAACAAGAAAAUGGGCAUUUUUAUCAUGUCCAGUUUUUUAAAUACAGUUUCUGUAUAAAAGAUAAAGGCCUUUAUGCAGAAACAAGAUGGAAUCUCUCAUAUAAAGCCUUUUCUUCAGAAUCUGUGUGGUUCAUACCACGGAUGCCUCAUGAGGCAGGGUUUGGGCACUUAGCUAUACAUCAGCUCCUGAGUGUUCUCUCCCAGGGCCCCUGUGUGAAUCUCUCUGGACCACUCACCCAAACGCCUGUGACCAAUGGAGAUCAGCCUCUGUGUGGGCUCCAGAUGCGGGAUGCAGGUGGCUUUCCAUCACCAUUACUUAUGCAGUAAGAGAGAGAUGGUAUUUCAUCACUAGUGUGAUGGCCACAUAGCCUGGAACCCUGCCGGCACCAAAAAUGAAGGAAAUCCAAACAGUCCCAUCCAAGUCUUCCCAAAACCACAUUUUUUUCCCCCCUGAUGUUAUCAAGGGCAGAACUGCGGAUUUAAAGACAUUUAUUUUAGAGAAACAUUAACCCAGUUGCCAGCCCUCAUGCUCCCUAGCUUACUUUCUAAAUAAUUUAGCUUUAAGAGAAGUAAAUACAUAACAUGGAUUUAGUCUUAAUGAGCACUUUGAAAUUAAUUAGACACAUAGAAAAGAGACAUUUGUAAUUCCAGUACUGUAAUCUGAGCAGAUGGUUCUGCAAACACCUGAGGACCACCCAGGCAUGUAAGCAUAGUUGAUUCCAGCAAAGGACAAGAUUGAGAGAGGAGGAGAGAGAGUUCAUUUGUCCAGAGGUUUGGAGAUGCCAGAGUUAGCCGAUUUCCACUCAGAUUGAUCUUGCUAUGUUCAGCUGUCAUGUAAAGAUAAAUAUAUACACAUAUGUCCCGUGAGUAUAUAUUUUUGACACUUAUUAAUGUGUGUAUAUGUAGAUUUUGUCUAUAUACUGACAUAGAGGAAGAUUGUUUUAGAGGAGCUGGAGAGGAGGUUUCUGAUGCUAUGAGGAUAGAAACACCUCAUGGGUGAUCCCCACCCCACCACCCCAUGACCUUGGCAGAUCAUCUAUCAGCUAAAUGCUGAGGAAAAAAAUGAAGAAAAAGGAAUUUGCAUGUCCAUUUUUGUUAAUAUCUUCUUUUAAAACCUGAAGUCACCCAUCGUGAAAAGUUGAUUGGAAAGAAACACACUGGAAACUAUUAGGAAUGGCAGCCAAGUGAGGACCCUUAUCUCCCCAGGACCUGCACAGAGUUUCUUGAGUCUGGAUCCAAAACACCUGUUACCCCCUGACCAUGUGCAGCAGGGCUGGUAACACAGAGCCCUCAGGAUCUGGACACCUUGGCCGACUGUGUUGUCCUCCCAGUACCACCUGGCUGUCUAAGAACGCCCUCCCUAGAGCACUCAUGGAUGGCUGGGGGUUGGAAGCAACUGAACUCUAGAACUCUAAAACUUUCCAUGCUGUCCAUGACUCCACAGAAGAAAACCUAAGAAUCUCAAGUCUGUUUUGUGUACAGCUCAUGAUCACAGAGUACAGCUCUGUGGCCACACGCUGAUGUCCAGCUGCUUGGCAUCCUGCGUGGAUUCUUUCCUCACCACAUGCUUGGAUGGCCUGGGGUGGGGCCACUCUUCGUGGGGAGGGCCGUGCAUUCAGUUGGCUUUUGCUUCGCUGGGGCUGAACUGGCUUCUCUGGAACACUUGUCAUUGUGCAACAGUAACACCUGGAUUGGGGGCUGUGGCUCCUCCCACAGAGCGGUGGGCCUUAAGGAGCUGGAUUCUUAUUCCAUAUCAUGGGACUGGUAUCCAGGUGGGUCAGCAUGUGAGAAGAAGCCAAAUGCCUUGCGCUCUCCUCCAACCCCCACCCCACUUACAGACCCACAGGAAAGGCCUCAGCAGAGCCUAGCCCGACCGCUCCAACCAUGGCCCUUCACUGUGUCCACUGGGUCUCAGUAGCCGCCCCUGUAAAACACUGGGAAUGUCUUGUACUGGAGUCCACCAGGUAGAAUGGGGUUUAACCACCAGAGUCAUGGCUUAACAGCCACCACUGGGACCUUUCCACUUGGCAGCUCUGCCCUUUCCUGAUGCCUAGAGCAAUGCCAUGGACAGAUUGCCUUGGAGAUAAGCAAAGCGUUUAAAGAGGCACUGUUUAUUUCCUCCAUGGAAUGUGGCAGAAGAGUAACUUUCUUAGGACAGACAACCACUGAGUUUUUUUCCAGGUAAACAUGGGCCGAAUUUGAGUGUACCAGGCGACAUGUUGAUUAGCCAAAAAAUGCUAUUAAUACACAAUGCUUCUAUUUUUUUUUUUUUUUGUAAUCUUGUUUCAAAAUGUCAAAAAAAGACAGUCUACUUAUCAAUAAACUUCUGAAAAAAGUCA